ACAACCCCCCCCCUCUGUUUCCCCCCUUUUCUUGAAGGGUUGUAGGAUAACAAGGAAAAGGGGAAACGGCUCUUGAUCGGGGAGCCUUUUAUUUCAUUCGCUGCCGCCACCACCCCUUGCUUUUUAGUGACCAUUCAUCUUGGGGGAUUUAUUUGCGGAAAAUAACCAACUAAGAGAACCAAGCCAACUUGGAAAGAGGAGACCCCCGCCUUGCUCUCUCUCCCAUCCGCCCCAACGUUGUUCGUGGGUUUCCAGUGUAAGGAUUGCUCUCUGGGUUUGCCUUUUUUUUCUUUUUUUUUUUUUUGUCUCCGUGGCCAAUAUCCAAAGGAACUCUGGAAUUAGAAAGAAGCCGACCGCCGAUCGUAUGUGUGUCUGCGUGAUACCCAGCUGCAUCUGUUUCACACGGCGCCGAGAAGAAUUCAGGCGGCGUGCAGAAAAUAUACUGCCAAAUUAAGAACUGUGCUUCUUGAGUGUCUCUCAAAAUGUUUCCCUGCUUGAAGGAGGAGGAUGAAAAAAAUGUUGCUUUAGGUAAGCAAUAACUGGACCAGGGCGUUCUAGCUAGAGGUUCAUCUUUUGCCCCUGUCUCAAUGGAUUCCAAAUCUUCAAAGAGAGACCCCAAAGCGAACAUUCACUGACACACAGGAGAAGAGAUCUGAGCAGCAUGACUGAUUCAUUUUACAUUAGAUAUAUUUCAAGAAGCUACAAUAUGCUGCCCUGAAGGAAUCUAUCACCCAUAACAAGUCGGGAUUAUCAUGGUCGAACAGUCCAUUUUGCUUUCAACCAAAAGUGGCCAAAAGCUUUGCAUGUUUGGCAGCAAGGACUGGACUUUUGGAGAAAGUGUAACAGGUUAGCACAUUUCCAAGAAAAACCUUUGCCAGUAUCUACCAUCUUAAUUUUUGAGAACGCCAAAGGCCUGUGACGGAGGAUUAGACAACAUUAGUGGAGUCAUGCUUCACACAGCCGUAUCUUGCUGGCAGCCAUUUCUAAGUCUGGCUGUGCUGCUACUUUUCAUAGGAUCCACCCUAGGUUGCCCAGCUCGUUGUGAAUGCUCAGCACAGAAUAAGUCUGUCAGUUGUCAUCGGAGGCGCCUGAUUGCCAUCCCGGAGGGCAUCCCCAUAGAGACUAAAAUCUUGGAUCUUAGCAAGAACAGGCUAAAAAACGUCAAUCCGGAGGAGUUCACAGCUUUCCCUUUGCUUGAAGAGAUAGAUCUCAGCGACAACAUCGUGGCCAAUGUUGAGCCUGGGGCCUUUAACAGCCUGUUUAAUUUGCGCUCUUUGCGACUGAAAGGGAAUCGUCUAAAGCUGGUCCCUUUAGGGGUCUUCACUGGCUUGUCAAACUUAACAAAGCUGGAUAUUAGUGAGAACAAGAUUGUCAUCCUGCUGGAUUACAUGUUCCAGGAUCUGCACAACCUCAAAUCCCUUGAGGUUGGGGAUAAUGAUCUGGUUUACAUCUCCCACCGGGCCUUUAAUGGAUUGCUUAGUCUGGAGCACCUCACUCUGGAAAAAUGCAACCUAACAGCUGUACCAACAGAGGCCCUUUCCUACCUUCACAACCUCAUCAGCCUGCACCUGAGACAUCUCAAUAUCAACCUGUUGCCUGCAUAUGCCUUUAAGAGAUUGUUCCACCUGAAAAACCUAGAAAUAGAUUAUUGGCCUAUGCUUGACACAAUCCCUCCCAACAGUCUUUAUGGCCUGAACCUCACUUCUCUCUCCAUUACCAAUACCAAUUUGUCCACCAUCCCUUAUUCUGCUCUGAAGCAUCUGGUUUACCUGACCCACCUGAAUCUUUCCUACAAUCCCAUAAGCACAAUCGAAUCGGGCAUGCUUGCAGAUGUGCUGCGCCUGCAAGAGUUGCACAUAGUGGGGGCCCAGCUGCACACCGUUGAACCUCAUGCUUUCCAAGGCCUUCGAUUCCUCCGCGUGUUGAACGUGUCCCAAAACCUAUUGGAAACUCUGGAGGAGAAUGUGUUCCAUUCCGUCAAAUCCCUGGAAGUUCUCUGUAUAAGCAACAAUCCCCUGGCUUGUGACUGCCGCUUGCUCUGGAUCUUACAAAGGCAGCCCAUGCUGCAGUUUGGUGGCCAGCAACCAAUGUGUGCCGGCCCAGACAGUGUCAAAGAGAGGCCAUUUAAAGACUUCCAUAGCACGGCCCUUUCUUUCUACUUCACUUGCAAGAAGCCCAGGAUCUAUGAAAAGAAGCUGCAGUACUUGGUGGUUGAAGAAGGGCAGACAGUGCAGUUCUUGUGUCAUGCAGAAGGAGAUCCCCAGCCAACUAUUGCCUGGUUGACACCGCGACGGAGACUGGUCACCGCAAAAUCCAGCGGGAGAGCAACAGUGCUUGGAGAUGGUACACUUGAGAUCCGGUUUGCUCAAGAUCAAGAUAGUGGGGUUUAUGUUUGUGUGGCCAGCAAUGCUGCUGGGAAUGACACCUCCUCAGCCACCCUCACCGUCAAGGGGUUUGCCUCAGAUCGUUUUCUUUACGCCAACAGGACUCCUAUGUACAUGACAGAUUCCAAUGACACCAGUUCCAAUGGAACCAAUGUGAAUACAUUUGCUCUGGACCUUAAGACAAUACUGGUGUCGACGGCCAUGGGCUGUUUCACAUUCCUUGGGGUUGUUUUAUUUUGUUUCUUACUACUUUUUGUGUGGAGCCGUGGGAAAGGCAAGCAUAAAACCAGCAUCGACCUUGAGUACGUCCCCCGUAAAAACAAUGGCGCAGUGGUGGAAGGGGAGGUUUCAGGACCACGCAGGUUCAAUAUGAAAAUGAUUUGAUGGUUGUGCUCUAGCAUUAUUAAUUUUGCCCUUUUCCUUCUUCUGUGGCAUUUGAACCAAUUUUCAACACACUUGGCAAAAUAAGGAGGCCAGGCUGGAGGCGGCUCCACUUGGCUGCCACCGUGUCAAGCGGUAGAUGGAAAUCAAAAAGACUGUCUGAGAUUGUACAGCAGAGCCUCGUGUUUUGAGGCGGCGUGAGUGAGUGAGAGGGCUUUUUCCUUUUUUUUCUUUUUCUUUUUUUGCAGAGUUUGGCAAACAGCACUAAUUGUUUGCAUUGCAAAUUUUAUGGCAUUCUGGGGAUUUCAGUAACAAACGGUCAGCUCAUGGAUACUUGUUGGAAACGUUUUUACCACUACAAAGCAAACAAAAAAAAAACCUCCUACUACAGUAUAGGAUUUCAUGUUUUAAAUGUGAGAAAGAGAAAGAGAGAGAGACAUUUGUUUACAAUCUACUCUGCAGUAAAAUUUGUAUCUAUAGCUCAUUUGCUAAAUCCUUGCAUCCUUACUUUCUAGUUGGUUCAAGGCCGCAAAAAUUAAUGCAUUGCUGUAAUAUCUGUAUGUGUGUAUGUAUGUAUUACAGUAAUACAUACAUAGUUUAAAGCAAUACAGAUGAGAGAUUUUGUUCCAUCCACAGUGACUGACCCAGGUGUGAUAUCCCUCUUCCCAAAUUUCUAGUCAAAUUUUAAAAUUGGACUUCUGAAACAGUUAGAGACGAUGGUGUCUUGAGAUUUGAAUUUACAUCCAAGACGCGAAGGAAAUCCUCAAAGCAGGCAGAAUUUGUGUUGAUUCUCUUCAUAGAAAGAAAAGGCACAGGCUUAAUUUUAAUACAAAAUGGAUUUUAAAAACAUAUAUGUGGGAUCAGACUAGAACAGUUUACUGUAAAAAGGUGGAGGUCUAACCUUGUCCGCUUUUGGAGACAUAAAAUCGGGCGGAUCACACACAAAGGACAGUCUCUUUUAUUUUUAUCCUGCCCUGCCAAAUACACCUCCAUCCCCCACCAUCGCCACAUCUGUUUCAAUUUCUGGCCUAUCAUUUAGAAAAUGUGAACCUGUCCUAGGAAAAUGAAACUAGGGCACCACAUUCUGCCACUUGCUUAGGAAAAAGCUAUCAGUGUUGCAUUUAGGGAAACAAUUUAAAAAAAACAAAAAGACGUACAAAAGAUUUGGGGGAUAGAAGUAGAUCCUCCCCGAUGCCAAACAAUUAAAUUUGGUGCAAGAAGAGGCGAUGCCACUCACCCGUAUUGGUUUUCCUUCAGGCCACAUUAUUGCCAAACUGAGAGCCCCUGUCAGUUUUGUAUUUAUUGCUGGUGGAGGCUGAGCAACAGAGUUCUCCUGCUGUGUCUUCUUCAUGCAAAGAUGCCUUGGCUACAUGAACCAGUAAGAAAACCCAGAGAGAUACCAUUUGUGUUUUCAAUAUAGUGAGAAAGCAAAGAAUUGAGAGCAGGGAAGCAAGUCUCUUUUGGGUUAUGUAAAACACAACCCUAUGAAUUUUAAGAGCAUUUUGCUUUUUCACUUAAUUCCUCGCAACACAUAUAGGAGAAUCCUAUGGCCAGUAUGACUAAGCACCUGCUAAGGAAAGUGAUGCAUGCCUUUGGCAUCAGUGCAGAGGUAGGGAAGCAUUUGCCUUCAAGAUAUUGGGAUAUCUCCCACAAUUUCUUGCAGGGAACACACUAAUUAGAAUUGAUGGAAGGCAGCCCAAAGACAGAAAGAACAAAGUUGCCCGUCCAGUUAUAAACUCCAUUCAGUGGAGUAUAAUGGGAAUAUAGAAUGGGUUCAUUUGUGUGUGUGUGUGUAUGUGUGUAUGUGUGUAUAGAGAGGGGGGGGGGAGAGAGAAACAAUUUUCCCAAGGAACAAACAUCUUUGCUGUUUGAUAUUGAUGAAGAACAUGGUUGCCAUUGCUGAAAAGAAUUGUUGAAGAACAUGGUUGCCAUUGCUGAAGAGAAGAAACGUUCAGGGUAAGCUGGUGGUUGAGAAAUUAGACUAUGCAGAAGGGGCCGUGUCCUCAGUGCCACUAAACAUUCCUUCGGGAAACUGCCACGUGUGGUACAGGUUUGUGAUAUUUUCUCUUCCCUGCCACAAGUUCAAAGGCAAACAAGCAAA
Molecule: messenger RNA, 4866 nt
Organism: Crotalus tigris (Tiger rattlesnake)
Lineage: Eukaryota; Metazoa; Chordata; Lepidosauria; Squamata; Viperidae
Gene: LINGO2
Product: leucine rich repeat and Ig domain containing 2
Exons: 7
Coding region: 948-2768 (606 amino acids)
Cellular component (GO): extracellular matrix; plasma membrane
Molecular function (GO): protein binding
Source: RefSeq, a predicted model, not a curated record